Messenger RNA from Alternaria arborescens, 249 nucleotides. RefSeq lists its product as hypothetical. NCBI's taxonomy places the organism in Eukaryota, Fungi, Ascomycota, Dothideomycetes, Pleosporales, Pleosporaceae. The record is from RefSeq and is a predicted model, not a curated record. The coding region runs from base 1 to 249 and encodes 82 amino acids. The transcript has a single exon.
AUGAGAUUGAUCGACUGUCGCGGCGGCUCGCUACGGAUGCAGGAGUUCAUCGGACGCCCGCCAAUUCCCUUUGCUAUCCUUUCGCAUACCUGGGACAGCGAAGAGGUCAACUUCCAGGCUUUCAACGACAUCGCUACGCGCACCACGGCCAGGGGCUGGACAAAGAUCGAGUGCACAUGCCGGGAGGCCCAGCGACGUAGGUUUGAUUACGUCUGGAUCGAUUCGUUCUGCAUCAGGAAUAUCGCCUAG